GGUAGUGUGGUGCCGUUAGUGAGGCUGACUGCUGCCGCCAGCACCACUGCUUCUCGCUGCCCGUGGGUGUAAACAAAAAGGGCGAGGGAAGCCGGAUAGAACCAUAUUGAGCCUUGACCCCACCCACCAGGCACUCACCAGCACCAUGGCAGCGACACUCAUCAAAAAGGGACUCGACCAACUCAAGAGUCCCGAAUUCAGAAAUUAUUUAAUGAGCACACAUUUCUGGGGUCCUGUAGCUAAUUGGGGCAUACCCCUUGCAGCCAUUGCUGACACCAGGAAGCCCCCAGAAUAUAUCAGUGGCAAGAUGACAGUUGCAUUGUGCCUUUAUUCUGCAAUCUUCAUGAGGUUUGCCAUAAAGGUUCAGCCUCGCAACCUGCUCCUAUUCGCCUGCCACGUCACCAAUGAGACAGCCCAGAUUGUACAGGGCUGUCGCUUGAUACACUACGAGUACCUGGGAGGGAAGGAUAUGGCAGCCAAGGCCAAGGUCGUAGAUGCCAAGGUUGCGUAAGCUGACUAAGUUCAAUGUUCAAGUCCUCAGUUAUACAGUUCAUUCUUGACACUGUUGUACCUGCAAACCAUAGAUAAAAUUGAGCUCAUGGCACAAGAUAGUACAGCCCAACAUUGCACAGAGGAAGAGCAGGUACACAACAUAGUAGAGACAAAAGGCGACAAACAUGUGUUCAGAAAUAAACUGAGCGAACUCUGUAAACUCAGGACUUGUCAUUAGCAGCUUGCUACAUUUGAACUUCCCUGGACCUAAAAUCUAUUUUUCAGAAUCCAUAGCUGUCAUUUUGAAGCAUACAUUGAGUGAACAAGAUGUAGUCAUUCAUUACAAUUAGUGCUGCAAAGUCUCACUCUAAUAGACUCUGGUGUUGUGGGCCAGCUUUCCUUUUCUUGUUUUAAAGGUGAACAGUUGAAUAAAAAUUCCAUAUAUAUAUAUGUUCCAUGCAGCAAAUGUGGACCAGUUGUGGCUUAAGAUCAGAGAUUUGUUGUGCCAUUGCCUGUUUUACCAAGCUGGACUUAAAAAAACAAAUGACAAAAGCCCACAGAAUUAAAGAUUAGGAGCUGCAGAAAAAAAUAAUAAAAGCAAGCAUGGCAAAAACACUUCACAAGAAUCAAACAUUUUUAGCAGCACAAUGAACUCUCAUGAAUGUAAGAUGAAGUGACAAGCCAACAAAUUCUGGAAUGUCAUUGCUCAUUUUGUGUAUAUGUGUGUGUGUGUGUGUGUGUGUGUGUGUGUGUGAAUUUUUGAGCUACAAUUAUGAGAGGUCGUAUAUUUUAGAAAGCUACUAUUAUUGUCUACCUAAAUUUGUAGAAACUAUCUUGUGUGGAGACACUGAGGGUCCUAGUGAUGUAAUACAGAUAGACUCAUUGUUGUAGGCUUCCAUAGGUGUAAAGAACAUUGUAUAUGAAUCAUAGUGGAUAGAUUGACUGGUGCAGAUUCAGACUGAGAAUCCUUUAUUCAAAAAUUUCUAAAUCCAGAAGAUUCUAGUACAUACCAACAUUCAAAUUUUACCAAUAUCAAUUUGACAAAAAAAGCAGUACAGAUUCUGUUAUUGUAUAUUAUCAAGAUGUCCAGUGGCUCAUUUAUUUAUUUAUUUACUUAUUUUUAUUUAUUUUUUUUAUUAUUAUUUUUUAUUUUAUUUAUUUAUUUUUAUUUUUAUUUAUUUUUAUUUUUUUCCAUGAUGAGUAGAAAUUUGCUUGUAUGUAUAUUGCAAGAUCUUCAGAAAAUUUGUCACCCUUCUGGUAUCACACAUUCUGGAUAAAAGAUUCUUGUCCUGUUUAUUGUAGAUCUAUCUAUAUAUUUGUAUAUAGUGCCUGAAAAAUUAGCAGUAAACAUAUCUUACUGCUGUGUAUUGUUAUAUAACCAAUAAUAUCUCUUGAUUAAGCAUGAUAAAGACCUGAACUUAUGCAUUAAGUGAUCCCUAAAAGGAGUAGCCUACAUAUCACAUGCUCUGCCCUGCAACACAAGUACUGCCACCUCAUCAGCUCCCCAGCACUGGUCUGUUAAAGUGAGGUUUCGCAGGAAUGUUUUUAACUGAGCACUCAGUUGUUAUCUGGAAAGUUUGUUUCAUUAUUUGUAAUAUUUUUUUAUGUUUUCAACAGUGAUCAUAUUUUUGAUAUAGUACGUACUAGUAAGGUGAUAUGUGACGUGUUGGUGUAAUGGUUUCCUGUAAAUAUUGAAACUUGCAUUUGUUAGUGCACAACCUUGUUGAAUAGAGUAUUUUACUGUUGUUAAUGUAAAGCACCAGUGAACAUGUAGUGUGAUUAUAGUGUAUAUUACAGCUAUAUGAUUCAGUAACAUUUGGGAAAGUAA
This is a messenger RNA of Scylla paramamosain (green mud crab), 2320 nucleotides long. RefSeq names its product mitochondrial pyruvate carrier 1-like (gene Mpc1). Gene Ontology annotation, biological process: pyruvate import into mitochondria. The transcript has 4 exons. Gene Ontology annotation, cellular component: mitochondrial inner membrane. The coding region runs from base 146 to 511 and encodes 121 amino acids. The record is from RefSeq and is a predicted model, not a curated record. Lineage: Eukaryota; Metazoa; Arthropoda; Malacostraca; Decapoda; Portunidae.